Molecule: messenger RNA, 898 nt
Organism: Salvia miltiorrhiza (redroot sage)
Lineage: Eukaryota; Viridiplantae; Streptophyta; Magnoliopsida; Lamiales; Lamiaceae
Exons: 4
Coding region: 237-785 (182 amino acids)
Source: RefSeq, a predicted model, not a curated record
CGAAAACUAAAAAACUCUUUUACGUUCAAAGUGGAUCUGCCAUUAAUCAAAGAGUAUUUGCAUUUGCCUCGAUUUCAUCAGCAGCAUUUCUCACUCUAAACCAUCUCCAAAAUCUAGGUUUUCAGCUCGUCGUAGGAAUCGUCGUUCGAAGCAUGAUCGAUUCUCUAGUAAUCGUAGCCGCUACGCAGAGAAGGUGUUGAAUUCGAUCCCACAUUGUUAUUCAGUUCUUUUGAGUUAUGGCUAUUUCACACUCAGCCUCGGAUUUGAGGGUGAAUCGCGUCAAGGUUUUGAGGAUGGUGUUGGUAUUAGUUGGAUUGUUGAUGAUUUGUUGUGUGGAGAGGCAUUCCAAAAAGUAUUCAGCUGCAUUGGCUCUCUCGUGCUCGCCUUGCUCAUGUGAUUGCGUUUCCGACACCACUCUCAUGUCUUUGCCAUCUGAGGACUUCAAUACCUCAUUUGCAGACUGUGGGAAAGAUGAUCCUGAAACAAGGGAUGAGAUGAAGAAGGAUAUGAUCGCUCUACUAACCGAGGAAAUCAGCCUGCACGCAAAUGUGACCGGUGACAGCUUGCAACGCACAAACGUGCUGAUCACAAGCGCCAAGAGAGCAUCUUCACAUUUUCAGAAAGAAGCAAACAAGUGCAUUGCAGGAGUGGAGACGUGCGAGGCAGCAAGGGAGAGAGCCGGAGCAGCAUUAAUCGAAGAGCGCAAGCUUACGGCUUUGUGGAUGAGCCGAGCGCAAGACUAUGGUUGGAAAGAUGACAUGAACAACAUGAAUGAAAUUUUGUAAAAAAAAACACUAACACAAUUUUUACUUCAUUUCUAGCAUAGCCAUUUUUGCAGGAUAGCCUUGUAUAGUUAUUGUCAAUAUUUCUAUUCUUUAUCAAUUGAUGCUUUGCUUUC